CCAGGUUACAGCAUAGACUCAGUACACCACUUCCGCAAUAGAUGUCUGGGCAGAGAGACGAGAGGCCACUGCGAGCUGAAAGUUCAGAGGACCAUGUAUAGGAAGUAAGCGACGGCAAUGGAAGGGAAAGGUCCGUAUCGCAUCUAUGAUCCAGGUGGGAGCGAGGUCAAGGCCAGGGAGGAGGCCGGAGGGGGAAGCAGCUAUCGACAGCUACUGGAGGAGAACAGCAUAUUGAGGGAGCGGAUGAAGGGACUUAAGAGCUUAGGUGAUUUGCUAGAAGAAUCUCAAUCAGAGGCAUCGAGGCUUCGGCAGCGAGUGGAGGAACUUGUGAGAGACAACGAAGCCCUGAAGUCGUCCAGCUUUGCUGCCAGUCUGUGUAUGGGAGGACCCGCUCAGACUGAGACACAAAGUAAACCCUGUUUGCACCCCCCUGCAGAGCAGAAGGAGGAGCAAACAAGCUGUUUAGGGAAGACCCUUCUGUCUGAGAAGCCCAAUGAGGCCUUAUCGGAGUUUGAGGUGGUGAAUGUGGAGGGAAAGACUUCCGAUGCCUUGACUGCCGGGUCAGUGGCAGGAGUAAUCCCCCUCCUUCCUCAGGAGAACAUCGAGCUCGCGAGCCAGCUGAAGAGGCUAGAGAGCUCUUUCAGCAUAUUCGCAGAGGAAUCCAACCCAAACCAGCUGUUAGCUCACCUUGGCCGCAUGGCUGUGGAGUUUCACCAUCUUUCCUCUAAGGUCCAAAAGAAUGAACAGAGGACCUCCCUCCUACAGACUCUCUGUGAGCAGCUCAGGCAGGAGAACAAUGAGCUUCGAAAGAAAAUGGAAGAGGAUCAUCAUAUCAGGAAUCGAGACUUGGAACAGCUGAGACAGGAGAAUCAGAAACUUAAGGAGCUGGUCACAGGAGGAGCAGCAACAGCAGCAUCAGCUGCGUCACCAUCUGACACCGAAACUCCAGAGGCCAAAGAGGAGCCAGUUAAGGAGGAAGCUGCUGCUGUCCGACCUAAAAUGGAGGCCUCCACGCCGCAGAAGAGUGGAAAAGCUGCAGAGAAAACCCCAACUAAACCUUGUGAUGUAGAAGUGUAUGAGAAGAAGAUCAAGCUUUUGGAGAAGCAGAGAAAGGAUGUACUGGAGGUGAACAAGCAGUGGGACAUUCAGUGGAACUCCAUGAAGUCACAGUUUGAGCAGAAGAUUACAGACCUCAGACAACGGCUGGCUGAGUCCCAGAAAACCGUGCUUGAGCUGGAAGCUGAGCGAGAGCAGAGGCAGCGCGACUAUGACAAGAAGCUGUUGCUGGCCAAGUCCAAGAUUGAAAAUGUACAGGGGGAGAAGGAGUGUUUAAACUCUGAAACCACAGAGCUAAAGCAGAAGAUCCGCUACCUGCAGGAUCAGCUGCUGCCGCUCAGCAAACAGAGAGAGUACCAGGAGAAGGAGAUCCAACGCCUCAACAGGGCUUUAGAGGAAGCCUUAAACCUGCACUCCCCUUCAUCCUCCCAACAACCUCCUGGCCAGGGCAACUUUGCAGAUGCAGCCAAUAACCUGAAGAAACAGGAACUGCUCACACAAAUUGCUGUAUUAAAAGAACAGGUGAAAAUCUUUGAAGAGGACUUCAGGAAAGAAAGAAGCGACAGGGAGCGAAUGAACGAGGAAAAAGAGGACUUGAGGCGGCAGGUUGAAAGACUCCAGGGUCAGAUUACUAAUCUGACCAAUCAGCUUCAUCAGGCGCAGAACGAGUGUCAGAGAGAGCGGACAGAGAGAUGCAAGCUGGAGAGACUGCAGAUGCAGCACCACAAACAGGGGCAGCAGCAGGAAAGACGUACCUCAGACCCCACGUCAGGCUCAGUGAACGGCCCGCUGAGCCCUCCCUACUGUGGUCCCUUUGUGCAGGUGGGACCGCAGGGCCUUGAGGGUUGGCCCAUACACUUCCCUCCCAGGAUGCCCAAUGCAGCAGGCGCCACAGCCGCAGCCGCCGCAGCACCACCCCCUGUACGAGACUUCCAGCCUGUUACCCCGGGUUUUCCUUGGCAGAUGUCAUUCCCUCAAUCCAGAGGGGCCAGAGCAGCAGUAGGAGAGAGUUCGAGACCACCACCAGAGAAUGCAGAUCAGUCAGCAGCAGCAGCAGCAGCAGCCGCCGCGGCAGCAGCAGGAUUCGGAAAAAGGGAGCGACAGAACAUUGACCCUGGAAAGCACUAAAGCGUCACCGUACCCACCGAACAGAGUCUGGGUAGUAGCAUGAAAUCAGUUUGUUUUUGAGUUGACAAGGUGUGAUUUGAUCUAUAAUUUUCCUACUGAACUGUAGAUAUCCUAUUGUAAUGUUGUUUAUACUUGCGUUUUAUAAGGCUAUUUGUGAAACACUUCGCUAUUCUGAAUAUAUACAUGAAAUAUUAUUUAGAUUUUUUUAUCGGGAACUUAAGUCAUUUGUUAAAUAGGUUGGAAUAAUUAACAUUGUUUUGUUUUUUUUUUUUGUUUUUUUUUUUCCAGAAAAAUAAACCUAUGUGAUUGUUUCUCUGCAACAAUGUAACAACUUAACACUCGGUUUGUUACUUGUAGGGUUACAGGAAGCCAUUCCCCAAUAUGACUACGUAUACUCAUUCCAACAAUGAAUGAUUAUAUAGGUACACUGAAUCAUAGAAUUUACAAUGUGAAUGUUAAUUGAUUUAUGAGGGUUUCUUCAGUACCAUCGAUGUUAUAGAACCGUCCCAUAUGUGUAGCUGUUCAAAAGUGGUUGUUGAAAUACAAAAAUUUUGGGAAAUGAAUUUUGAUGGUAUCAUACCAAAAACAUUGAUUGUGAUUAUGAUAAUUUAUUUAUAACCUGCUGUUUUGAUAGUUGCAUUGACUAAGUGUAAAUCAUUGUCUUUAGUAAUGCUGUUCUUUCUAUGUUGUUAGUGUAAUCCCAAUAUAUUGUAGCUAUUGACAUUGUAUGUUUGUAUCAGACACAAUACACAAUGCACAGUACAUACACAACCUUUUUUUUUUUUUUUUCCCCAUGAUGAUGGACCUAAUCUCAUUAAACAACACUUCUACUUGAUUUGACCACUCAUUCCGAUACUCAUCUUACUGCAUCCUGUACUGUUGCUCAGUUUAGCCCCGACACGCAUCAUCUCGAGGUUUUCGGCAGCAAAAAAAUGUCAAAGCAGCAGUGAUGACUAACUUCCUCUUCGUACCUGUUAAUGUCGCACCAACUUAACUGAGUUUUAAUUUUUGCAACUGAACAUUUAAACUCUGCUCAGGUGGCAGAAGGAGGAAGAUUUUCAUCAGUACUUGGAGGCUCUAGACCCCAUGUUACAGCAGUACAGCCGCUCCUCAGAGGGGAAAAAAAAAAAAAAAAAAAGCCUCUACCGGGAUGUCUGGCUUUGCUUUCUGUCCACUCCAACAACCAGCAAUCCAUGCCUUGCCGACUGACCUGUGAACUGCUGUAACACAAAGUCAAGAGGCCCGAUGACAGACACGGGAUCCACACCUCGAGAUCAUUACCGUUUUUUUUUAAAAAGGUAAAUCCAAUCUCAAAAUCAAGCCUUGCCUGUUUUACCUGAAUACCAAUUACAAUUUCCUUAGUAUAGUUUAUUUCAAGUAGUCAGAUGAAGGGCUUCAAAAAUGUGCGCGGAGACGACUUUGGGGGGAAAAAAAAGCUCAAUUUUAUCAAGUUGUUAAGUAACAGGGAACAAAAUUGCGAUGGGUGAGAGCUGAAAUGAGACAUUAGCAGAAUUGCACUUUGAGAGGUACGCUGUAAUUACUGGCAGUUGUAUUUUCCUGGUUUGUAGCCUUUUUUUUCCCUUUUUUGCUGUAGGCAAAAGCACAUGUGAGACUUUUUGUAUUUGACUGGCUUAAUAAAUCUAUUCUAAAUGUC
Messenger RNA from Stegastes partitus (bicolor damselfish), 3838 nucleotides. It is a transcript of the gene tnip1, whose product is annotated as TNFAIP3 interacting protein 1. Lineage: Eukaryota; Metazoa; Chordata; Actinopteri; Pomacentridae. The record is from RefSeq and is a predicted model, not a curated record. The transcript has 18 exons. Gene Ontology annotation, biological process: negative regulation of canonical NF-kappaB signal transduction; regulation of transcription by RNA polymerase II; cellular response to lipopolysaccharide. The coding region runs from base 118 to 2184 and encodes 688 amino acids.